This is a messenger RNA of Peromyscus eremicus (cactus mouse), 3111 nucleotides long. It is a transcript of the gene Neto2, whose product is annotated as neuropilin and tolloid like 2. Gene Ontology annotation, molecular function: protein binding. The coding region runs from base 97 to 1674 and encodes 525 amino acids. Lineage: Eukaryota; Metazoa; Chordata; Mammalia; Rodentia; Cricetidae. The transcript has 9 exons. The record is from RefSeq and is a predicted model, not a curated record.
GGCGUCCGGCGAUGGGGACCGAGCGGAGCCACCGCGCCGGGCCGUGACCGCCGCGCCGCCGCCUCGGGCGCUCUCGGAGCGCCGACGCUGAGGAACAUGGCCCUGGAGCAGCUCUGCGCGGUCCUCAAAGUGUUACUAGUAACAGUACUUGUAGUGGAAGGGAUUGCUGUGGCCCAAAAGACCCAAGAUGGACAAAAUAUUGGGAUCAAGCACAUUCCUGCAACCCAGUGUGGCAUUUGGGUUCGAACCAGCAAUGGAGGUCAUUUUGCUUCACCAAAUUAUCCUGACUCAUAUCCGCCAAACAAGGAGUGUAUCUAUAUUUUGGAAGCUGCUCCUCGUCAACGAAUAGAGCUGACCUUUGACGAACGCUAUUAUAUAGAGCCAUCAUUUGAAUGUCGGUUUGAUCACUUGGAAGUUCGAGAUGGACCGUUUGGCUUCUCUCCUCUUAUAGACCGUUACUGUGGCAUGAAAAGCCCUGCAUUAAUUAGGUCAACAGGAAGAUUCAUGUGGAUUAAAUUUAGUUCUGAUGAAGAACUUGAAGGACUAGGAUUUCGAGCAAAAUACUCAUUCAUCCCAGAUCCAGACUUUACUUACCUUGGAGGUAUUUUAAAUCCCAUCCCAGAUUGCCAGUUUGAGCUCUCAGGAGCUGAUGGAAUAAUACGUUCUAGCCAGGUAGAACAAGAAGAAAAAACAAAGCCUGGCCAAGCAGUUGAUUGCAUAUGGACAAUUAAAGCUACCCCAAAAGCCAAGAUUUAUUUGAGGUUCUUAGAUUACCAAAUGGAACACUCAAAUGAAUGCAAGAGAAAUUUUGUGGCGGUCUAUGAUGGAAGCAGUGCCAUUGAAAAUCUGAAGGCCAAGUUUUGCAGCACUGUGGCUAAUGAUGUAAUGCUGAAAACAGGAGUGGGGGUGAUACGGAUGUGGGCAGAUGAAGGAAGUCGGCUCAGCAGGUUUAGGAUGCUCUUCACUUCCUUUGUGGAACCUCCCUGUACAAGCAGCACUUUCUUUUGCCAUAGCAACAUGUGCAUCAACAAUUCUUUGGUCUGUAAUGGUGUUCAAAACUGUGCAUACCCUUGGGAUGAGAAUCACUGUAAAGAGAAGAAGAAAGCUGGACUAUUUGAACAGAUCACUAAAACUCAUGGGACAAUCAUUGGCAUUACAUCAGGGAUUGUCUUGGUUCUUCUCAUUAUUUCUAUUUUAGUACAAGUGAAACAGCCCCGGAAAAAGGUUAUGGCUUGCAAAACUGCAUUUAAUAAAACUGGGUUCCAAGAAGUAUUUGAUCCUCCUCAUUAUGAACUAUUUUCACUAAGAGAGAAAGAGAUUUCUGCAGACCUGGCAGAUUUGUCAGAAGAACUUGACAACUACCAGAAGAUGCGGCGCUCCUCCACGGCCUCCCGGUGCAUUCAUGACCACCACUGUGGAUCUCAAGCAUCCAGUGUCAAACAAAGCAGGACCAACCUCAGUUCCAUGGAACUUCCCUUCCGAAAUGAUUUUGCACAACCACAGCCAAUGAAAACAUUUAAUAGCACCUUCAAAAAAAGCAGCUACACUUUCAAACAAGCGCAUGAGUGCCCUGAACAGGCUCUAGAGGACAGAGUGAUGGAAGAGAUCCCCUGUGAGAUUUAUGUCAGAGGGCGAGAUGAUUCUGCCCAAGCAUCCAUAUCCAUCGACUUCUAAUUGUCAACUAAAGGCAUUAAUUAUUAAGUAUGUGUAUGCAGCCUAUACCAACACCCAUUCUGUCUCAGCAGCCAAUCUUGUUCUGUCAAAUUAGAAAGACCUUCAUAAUUAUCAUAAUGCUGAUGAUUUUAUUAUCUCAGGCAAUCUAUAUAUGUGAAACCAACCAAGGAACUUAAUGUAUUCAGUGGAAAAAGUCAUCAUCUGUUGCUUGGCAUCUUAUCUACAAAAUACCAAUGGUUCAAUAGCAGUUGAGGAGUGAGUGGUCAUGUUGAGCCAGGCUCAGCAGCCUGGAAGUGUUGAUAUCAGGAUACUGUUCUUAUUCACACAGCCCCAUCAGUUUGAUCCCACAGUAAAUUUAAAAGUAAGAUUUUUUUCAUAUUCCUUUUGUCUUUCUUUUCUCUAAUAUAUUUUAUUUGACUAUAGUUUUACCAUUUUGAUUUCCUUCAUUAAGGGGAUAAUGUAUCGCUUAAUUCAGCAUGGGCAUGUAUUUGCUCUUAUGUGUAGAAUAUGGCUAGUGCUAUGAUGAAUGGCAGUUUAAGACAUAGUCAUAUUUCAUUUCUCCCUGAAUCAUUCCUAUACUAUUGUCUUUAAUAACUGCAUCUUUAGUCCUGUUUUUCUGUGGGAAGUCAUAGAUGACAUGACUUAUCACCUUUAAAUCAUGCUUCGUCUUAGUUAUACUAGAAAAGUAAUAAUCCUGGGGUGUUUUAUUACCAGUUAGUCAGGAGUGGAAAUUUGAGAAAGAUUAAAAAUGUGUAGCAACCUCUGCAGUUGUUGGGUCUCAUUCAGUGACAGACGUUCAUCCCAGUAAUCAGGAUCCUAGAACUCUUUUGUGGGCAGGCCUUUAAUUAUGGCUCCAUGCAGAGCUUCUUGUCAGAUCUAUGUUCCCUAUCAUCUUUCAAAAAGAUUUAUUUGUUCUCUUGGUAUUGGUUUGUCUUUGACACAUGGUAACCAUGGUUAGUGGAAACUUAAAGAAAUUCUCUAAGAAACUGUGUGAGCCUUUACAUAGCUUCUGCUUGGAACAGUGCAUUUUUCUAGCCAUUAUCAUCAAGAAUAGCAGCUUCAACUUUUUUUAAAAGCACUUUUGACCUUAUGUUUUGUAAAUUAUAUAAAACAAUAAUUUAUAAACAUGAUAUCAAAACUCAUUGUGUUUUUUUAGACUUUUGAUAUUAUUUGAUACUGUACAAACUUUAUUAAACCAAGAUUUAAGACAUACAAGACAGAUUUCUUUGAGUGUUCACAUUAGAGGCUUUGUGUAGAAAUAUGCUGUGAUGGGACUGUACUAUAGACUUUAUAAAGACCUUGGUCAUGGUGAUGUGUACAUAAGCUUUUUCUUUCUUUUGCUGCUGUAUUUAGUUGCUGAUAAGUUUUUCACUGUGUGGUAUUUAUUGUUCCAAAUCACAACAGAAAUCUUAUAUUAAAGUAUACAUUGUUACAUAA